AGACUCUAGGUUUUACAACACUUCAGCCUUGAUGAUACACAAACAACUGUCCAGGAUGUCACUGCAAAAAAAGAUUUGCUGUUCCUCAGCCCCAGGGAGAUUGGAAACUCAUGUCCCCAGCAUCCUGUCUGAACUGGGGAGCACAGGAGGGAUUUUGAGAAACAUCUCGGCAUCACGUUCACUGAGCAGGAAAGUUGCACAUGAUUUCUCAGCACCGCCACUGAUGGGCGACAGAAAAGAGCCACCUGAGUGGAUGGUGAGUGAGCUGCUGAAACAGAACAGGAGAAGACACUCUGUCACACUUGGUGAUAAGGCUCUACUCCCAAGAAGGCCGUGCAUCACUGAUUCCACUCGUGGCCUCUGCAGCCUCAAGAUUGAUGAGACCAUAUCGCUUGAUGAACUACAGGAACUGAAACGAGCAUUUGAGGAACAUGAAAUGGAGGGUUUAAGAUUUUCCGACGAGAAGAACUUUGUGAGGAUAGUGAAGAAAUGUUUGCCCAACACAAGCAAUGCACAAAUUCAGGAGUUAUUUAAGAAGAUUGAUUAUUCAGGCCAGGGAAGGAUUUCAUGGGGUGACUUGUGUGCACACAUGCUGCUGGAGUACAAAGAGAAGGAGGAAUCUGUCAGGCGCAGUAAAAAGGUGGCAUUCACUCUUCCAGCCACAAUCAGAUCCUUGUGUCACAGCAUUCCUGUCAUCAACAUCCGCUCCACCUGCGAUCAUACCAUCGUGACAGUACAAGAAGAUGGAGAAAUUCACUACUGGAGUACAGAUCUUAAGCCACAGAUGACCAAAAGCAUGUUUUGUGAGGGCCCUCUGAACAGGAAGACAAAGUGGGCAAGUGAUUUUACUCUCAUGACAGACUACAACAAGCUGAUCAUUGGAACCGGGGACAGAGAGCUCCAAUUUUAUGAGCUUUCCUCUCUAGAUCCUUAUUGCCAGAUCAGUGGAUUAGAAACAGUUCCUCUCACACUGGACUACUGUCACACCGGUGCUGAUGAGUGUUACAUUCUGUAUGGAGACACCCAGGGAUGUGUGAAUAUCAUUUCGAUAAACGUGGUAGGAGACACCCUCAGAUUGUGGAGUAAAUUUCCAAAAACUGCGAAUGUUCCCAGCAUAGCUAUUGACCAUGCAAUACGUACUUCAAAUGUGACAUUUACCCGAUGGAAGGUCCAUGAAGAUUGGGUAACAGAGGCCAAAUAUUUUAAAAGUUUCAAGGCUGUUGUCUCAACUUCGAACGAAGAAGCAUCUUCUCUUGUUAUCGGCUGUGCCCUGCCUUCCAUAAAUGCUGAGGAUGAAAUAAAGGAGAUCAGAGAGGCCUGUUAUAAAGGAAAACUGAAGAAGAUGCAGCUGAACUGGACUCCACAACUCCGGGCAGCCUGUGACCACACGGUGUUUGCCAUCCACAAAGGUGUGAAGACCUUUGACCUGUGUCAGAACCAAAGCUUGCUAAUUACUGGUGGGAUGGACCGACUCAUUCGUCUGUGGAACCCGUAUUUUUCAGGAAAGCCAACCGGGAUUUUGAAAGGCCACUCUGCUCCAAUUUUAUAUGUGCACAUCUCCUCUGAGGACCAUCAAAUCUUCUCGGUGUCCUCAGAUGGCACUGUUAAAAUUUGGGAUGUUCAAGAUCAGUAUUGCCUGUUUACAGCAGAGCCCAAAGCCAGUGGGAUUCACAGGGAGCUAUCUGCAUGUUUCUAUUGUCCUGCUGUGAAAUCUCUUUACAUUGCAGCAGAAUCUAUGGUUGUCCUGUCCCCUGAAAUGAGGCCACAGCUUUGCAGCCAUCUGACUGUUUCACAUAAUGAGCCUGUAAUGUGCUGCGGCUACAGUGAAGAGUUUUGCCUUGUUGUGAGCUGCGCGGAGGGAUCUGUGAUGAUGAAAGUUUGGGAUUUUGACAGUGGGAGUCAGGCUUUUGAGUAUGGCGGUGCUCACGACGUGUCUGCUAUCACAUGCAUGACUUUUGACCCCAAAGGGAGGAGGCUCAUUACUGGGGGGAGAGAUGGGUGCCUGAAGAUUUGGAACUUCAAUAAUGGUCAGUGCCUGAAGACAUUACAAAGGGAUGGUGAAUGUCUGGAGGUGUACGACUGCACGUAUCUGACGGCUCACAGCAAUAACUAUGUGAUGUCUGUUGGCCGGGGCCGGAAGAUUGAUAUUUACGCAGACAUACCUGAGGACCCUCAUAUCCAGAGGCCCCGGCCUUCAUGGCAGGAUGAUCUGAAAAAUGGACAUAAGGAUGACAUCCUCUGUGUGGCUCAGUGUCCGCCGUCUCUCCUGGCUACUGGCAGCUAUGAUGGAGAGAUUAUAGUCUGGAAUAUGAUAUCUGAACUCAUACAGUGCCGUUUUCUGAGCCCUCCUCCAUGUGAACAUCAAAAUGCUGAAGGAUUAGAUGCCCUUGUUUCAAGCCUAAUUUUUCUGAGAAACUCCAGCUUCCAGCAGUUUGCCUCGUGUCCCGCCCUCCUGUCUUCUGGAGCCACAGGGUGUAUAAACGUCUGGAAUGUGCUCAGUGGAGGAAAGUUUGUGAGCAGCUUUAAAGCUUCUCGAUUUCAGCAAAAAAUAAUAAAACUGGCUAAAACAGGAGAUGAUGCCUUACUAUAUGCUGCCGACAGAAUUGGUUACAUAUAUGUUUUCAACGUGGAGAAAAUCUUCCUCAGCUCUGUGCAGAAACCACCAACAGCAGAAAACUAUUGGCGUGCCCACAUCAGCACAAUUACUGGCCUGCAGAUUGUUGACAAUGAUCAAGUGGUGCUGACCUCAUCUACUGACGGAGCUGUGCGCCUUUGGAGCUCACGUGGUGAAUUCAUAGGGACAUUUGGCCAAUCUGAGAGAUGGAGCAUCCACUUCACUUCUUCCUGGAAGCAUCCAGCUGUGCCAUAUGAAGUUUUAAUUGAUCCCCUGAGUAUGCAACCUCAUGAAAUUCUGAACGCAAAAACAGGUUUUUCAGAUGUGAUCAAUCGUGACGACACAGGCUGAUUGAGGGCAGCCAGCUAAGGCACCUUAUUCAUAUUUUUACAAAUGAUUUUCCAAGCUUCAUAAUGUAUACUUUCCUUUAACCUCAAAUGUUGAACUGAGAUGAACCUUUUCUGUCCGUCGUAUGGAAUAAUUGCAGUCAGAGGUGCAGAAUAUGCUUAGAAUUCUGACCCAAUCCAUCUUUGACAGAUAAUGAAGAGCAGUUUUACCCAGAGGAGCAUUGGACACACUGAAUUAAGAUCAUCACACCAGCAUUGACCACAUACAUAUUAAAUGCAACAUUGCACCUCUCUCUCUUCAUUAUGCAGCAAAUUAAAAUUUAGAUUUUAGUGUCUUAUAUUUCAGGCUCUGUCAUGAAAUCAUAUCAACUUUCUGUCAAAUCACUGCACUGUGAAGCACUUCUGCUUUGUGAUAGAAAGUAUUGAUCUUUUACUUCCACCCAGAAGGCACUGUUUUCCCUCAUGUCUGCUGUUUUGCUGUGUUUUUCAGAAUUCAUCAAAAAUGAUUGAACCAGUGAUCAAAAUAAAUAAAAUAAAAUACCUAAUGAAAAGCUUCCUCCUGAUG
Molecule: messenger RNA, 3526 nt
Organism: Thalassophryne amazonica
Lineage: Eukaryota; Metazoa; Chordata; Actinopteri; Batrachoidiformes; Batrachoididae
Gene: wdr95
Product: WD40 repeat domain 95
Exons: 28
Coding region: 32-2965 (977 amino acids)
Molecular function (GO): calcium ion binding; protein binding
Source: RefSeq, a predicted model, not a curated record